Molecule: messenger RNA, 360 nt
Organism: Meloidogyne enterolobii
Lineage: Eukaryota; Metazoa; Nematoda; Chromadorea; Rhabditida; Meloidogynidae
Source: the annotation of a GenBank genome assembly
UUUUCAAAAAUGGAAUUUCCUUCUUCACAACCUUCAGUUGAUCAAUUCCAAGUUGCUUCAAAUGAAGAGCAACUAGCUAAGGAAAUUGAUGACGAUCAAUUAGAAGAAACUUUACUUGAAAGACUUGAAGGGCUUAAAGAAAUGUUUCCUGCUGGACUUCGCUCUGCUGUUUAUUAUUCUGUUGGUGCUGGAUGGACUUUGUUGGGCACUUCUUUUUCGCUCGCGCGUAAAGCUACUUGGGUGUUGUCUACUUCUGCUUUUAUCAUGAUUUUGCCUUACUUUAUUGACAAAGAACUUCGCGACAUGGAAAAAUCUCAAUUGAAGCAACAACAACAAUUAUUGCUUGGGCCGUCUAAAUAA